UCAAAGUUCAUUAGUUUUCAAAUAAACAUUUGUCAAAAAUGUCAUCUAACGAAACUGCGAAAAAAAUACUCAAAGAAGUAAGGCCCAUACUUUCUUUACAUCGCUACGAAGCCAGACGAAGAGUCAUAAGUUUGUAUAAAGCCUGGUACAGACAGAUACCAUAUAUUAUUCAGCAUUUUGAUGUAGAAAUGACUGAGAAAAUGUGUAAGGCAAAAUUAAGAGAAGAGUUUACUAAAUAUGGCCAUAUUAAUGAUAUAAGGAUUAUUGAUAUGCUGGUCAUAAAGGGACAAAUGAACUUAAAAGAAGCCUCAGAGAAAUGGGUUACCAGAAGAGGAAUAGCCAAAUAUUUUGACGACCCGACACAAUCCAAACCGUCAAGUUUCCUUGGAAAGUUUCUAGAAGGACAUAACUAACUUAUUUUAUUAUUAAUAUGGAAUAAAUAUUACUUUUAUUUUUGA
This is a messenger RNA of Sitophilus oryzae (rice weevil), 458 nucleotides long. Its product is annotated as NADH dehydrogenase [ubiquinone] 1 alpha subcomplex subunit 6-like. NCBI's taxonomy places the organism in Eukaryota, Metazoa, Arthropoda, Insecta, Coleoptera, Curculionidae. Gene Ontology annotation, biological process: response to oxidative stress. The record is from RefSeq and is a predicted model, not a curated record. The transcript has 3 exons. The coding region runs from base 39 to 413 and encodes 124 amino acids.